Messenger RNA from Capsicum annuum, 2951 nucleotides. RefSeq names its product probable amino acid permease 7. The record is from RefSeq and is a predicted model, not a curated record. Lineage: Eukaryota; Viridiplantae; Streptophyta; Magnoliopsida; Solanales; Solanaceae. The transcript has 7 exons. Gene Ontology annotation, cellular component: plasma membrane. Bases 1163 to 2689 code for a protein of 508 amino acids.
GUCAUGUGACUAGUAUGUCAUGGGUUCAAACCGUGAAAAUAGUCCCUAGCAGAACUGUAAGGCGAGGCUGCAUAUAAUAGACCCUUGUGGAUCGGCUUUCACCUGGGCCUCGCGCAUAGUGACUGACAUCUUUAGUUCACCACUGCCCUUUUUUCAACCACGAUAGUGCCCGAGCCAGUUUACCCCCUCGGCUAUUUCAUUAGCACUUGCUACCUACCACUAGCACAUAUGUUUGAGAGAAAUCAUUCCAUGGGCCCCGCACAUAGUGUGAUCUUUAGUGCACCACUGCCCUUUUUUUAACCACGGUAGUGUCUGAGCCAGUUUACCCACCUCGGCUAUAUCAUCGGUACCUGCUACCUACCACUAGCACAUACGUUGGAGAGAAAUCAUUCUGUUGGGAUUUGAUUUACUGUAUCAUAAUUGAAACAAUAUAAAGAUUGUGGAGUAUUUGAGAUAUUCUAUAUUUUUGGUAACCUUAUUGUGACAUAAAAAAUUUUCAUAAUGCAUUGGCAGUUUAGUCACAUGCUCACACCAACCAAAGUUAUGAUUUUUCAAUUGAUUUGAGUCUUUCUUUAUUGGUGAGGGUUUUAGGUUGAACCCUACCAGUAUAUAAGCAUCCAAAAAAGUGAACAGUGAUUGGACUCAGAGUUUCUUUUAACCCGUUAAGCCUUGAAAAAGACAUGCACAUGGAGUGUGGAAAUAUCUUAUGUACAGAUCUGGCCAUAGUGACAAGAACAAAAAUGUUACAAGUUACUAGACUAUGUUUAAAUAGCCAUCCCCCUUAUGAAAUAUCUAUGUCAUGGUAUCAAGUUGGUUAGAUUUAAGUCGACUUCUUUGGACUGUUGCUGUUGUAAUAUAUGGCAAGAAGAUAUUUUUUUUUUUCAAAAUUUGUAUCUAUUUGCAGUUAAAGGGUAGCAUUACAGCAAAAGAGCUACAACCAAACGUUUCUUUAUAGUGGAAGUUGUCAUUAUUGACACAAACUUUGUGGCCAACAUCAACAAAGACAUUCUUCCACCUUAUCUUUUUCAUUAGUGUGAUGAUUGAUGAGAACUUAGUACUACUAUGUGGCUAUGGUGCUAUUGUUCUAAAGGGAAGAAUAUUAGAGAAUUUAGUCUUUGAACGUUUCUACUAAUUGGUGAAGGCUGUAUGCAGCUCAUGUUUUAUGUACUAUCUAUAUAUUAAGCCAUCUACAUAUUUUAGACGAGUUGCUUUAAGGGUCCUAUAUUAUCUCCAAAUUUUUAGAGGCUGUCUAAGAAUAUAUCGAUCUGAGAUGGAAGUUCAACGUUCUCUAGAACAAGAGAAAACUUCAGGCAAAGAUGAUGUAGAUGUAAUUAGAACUGGAACUGUGUGGACUGCAGUUGCGCACAUUAUUUCAGCUGUAAUUGGAGCUGGUGUUCUCUCUCUAGCCUGGUGCAUGGCACAAUUAGGAUGGAUUGCAGGGCCAAUCGCCAUGCUUUGUUUUGCAUUUGUUACAUUCAUAUCUUCAUUCCUCAUAUGUGACUGUUACAGGUCACCUGAUCCCAUUACAGGAACGCGAAAUCCCUCUUACAUUGAUGCUGUUAGAGUUAAUCUUGGCAAGAAAUGGACGUGGGUGUGUGGUUUGCUUCAGUAUGUGAGCUUCUGUGGGACUGGUAUUGCCUAUGUAAUUACAAGUGCAACAAGUAUGAGGUUAGUUAGCUAUAUAUGUCGGUCCAGACUUUUGACAUCUCUGAAUUUGGAAAUUCAGAUAUCAAAUUGUUACCACAAAGGAGGAGAAAAAGCACAUUGCCAGACUGGGAUGACCAUUUUCAUGCUGAUUUUUGGCAUUGUUCAGAUAGCAACGUCGCAGAUACCAGAUUUUCACAACAUGGCGUGGUUGUCUGUUGUCGCUGCAUUAAUGUCAUUUUGUUACGCAACCAUCGGAUUGGGCCUUGGAUUUUCUAAUGUGAUUGAAAAUAAGAGUAUCAAGGGAAGCAUUGUUGGAAUACCAACAAGGAGUUCUGCUCAGAAGAUAUGGCUAGUUUUCCAGGCACUCGGAGACAUUGCUUUUGCCUAUCCUUAUUCGAUAAUUCUCCUCGAGAUACAGGAUACACUAAAAUCGCCUCCACCAGAAAACCGGACCAUGAAGAAGGCGUCCAUAACCGCAAUAGUCAUCACCACUUUCUUCUAUCUGUGCUGUAGUUGCUUUGGCUACGCAGCCUUUGGGAACAACACACCAGGGAACCUCUUGACAGGUUUCAACGAGCCGUUUUGGCUUGUUGACUUUGCCAAUGCCUGCAUAGUCCUUCAUCUGGUUGGAGGGUAUCAGGUAUACAGCCAGCCAGUAUUUGCAUUUGUGGAAAAAUGGGCAACUCAAAAGUACCCUGAGAACAGAUUCGUGAACAAGUUCUACGCCAUCAAACUCCCGGUGUUGCCAGCUCUCCAGUUGAACCUCUUCCGGCUAUGUUUCCGGACCCUAUAUGUUAUGUCUACAACAGCAAUAGCAAUGGCGUUUCCAUACUUCAACCAGGUAUUAGGAAUCUUGGGAGCAUUGAACUUUUGGCCUUUGACCAUAUAUUUCCCAGUGGAAAUGUACAUUGUGCAAAAGCAAAUUGGAGCUUGGUCAAGAAAAUGGCUACUUCUUAAAGGUUUCAGUAUGAUCUGCUUGAUUGUAUCUCUAUUGGGCUUGAUUGGAUCAAUUGAGGGAAUAAUUAGUGCUAAAUUAGCUUAAAAUGUAAAAUUUUUCUACUUUGUCUCAAUAAUCUUGCUAGUAAAUAGUUAGCAAGAUAUUGAAUCCAAAAACACUCUAUUUUCCUGCUUUUCAUGAGCCGAGAGUCUAUUUGGAACAAACUCUCUGCCAGGCUGGGUACCUAUAAAGUCGAAAUUCCAACUCAUAAGGGAGUUGUGAUCUGAGCGACUCAAUAUUUUGUAUGUUAUUGUAUUAAGACGGUUUAUCAUUUGUAUACAAAAAGUGUGUCUUUUAUGUUUUGCAA